CCAAAUAUCUUGCUCCUCUGCUAAAAGAUAAUUUAAUCACGUUUUAAAGGAAACCAUCUUGUGUUCCAUUUAAACCAGCAGAGGGGGUUGUCAUUCACAACCAAACCAGACAAAGAGAGAGAGAGAAAGAAGAGCGAGAGAGAGAGAGAGACAGAGAGAGAGACAGAGACCGAGACUAGAGGCCACUCAAAGAGUGGGGGAAUUCAUCCUUGGUAUUUUAAGGGGGUGUUUUAAAUAUAUAUUUUCCCCCUGUUUGUAUCCCCCCUAUUACAAGUGAUAAAUCCACAGGCUCUGGAUCUGGACACUGGGCAGACCAGACACAACAUCCACAGCAUAACAAAGGAGGACUAAGGAAAUUUACAGUCUAGCUCAAUGUCUCUGUUAUGGAUAGUGAUACUGCCAGUAACAGCCUUUGCAUUUCAUGUGGAGCUAAAACCAAAGAGUGCAUUUUUCAGAGUUGGUGAUCGGCAGGAGCUGCGAUGCUCGGUGAAGGAUUGUAACGAAAAGGUUACUAUGUCCUGGGCUUUGCUGGGGGAUAAGCCCAUGUUUGCUAAAAUACACACCUCAGGAUCGGAAUCCGUGGCGGCCUUUGACCCUGUGAUGACAGUACAUGAUGACAUACUUCUCUGCAAAGUCAGUUGCGGAGCAUUGACCAAACAACAGCGUGUGGUUGUCAAAGUGUACUCAUUUCCAGAGGCACCUGUCAUAUCAGGCUACGACCAUCUUCUCUUGGGCCAGUCCAACACUCUGACAUGUGAGGUGAUAGAUGCUUAUCCCGUGGAGCACCUGCGACUUGAGUGGCUGCGAGGAGACAGCAUGCUCCAGACAGACGCAGAGUCCGUUGUAUCUACCUACCGGUUCACGCCCACCCCAGAGGACAAAGAGACAAGCAUCACAUGCAGAGCCUCUCACGAUCAGGAUGGUGUGCCUGAUGAAGAGAAGACCAAGGAAACCACUGUAUCUCUCACAGUGCUUUAUGCGCCACAGAAUAUAUCAAUAUCUGAGCCGACUGCUGUGAGAGGUGGCUCCAGUCUCACGUUGUCAUGCCAUGCUGAAGGGAACCCCAGACCAGAUACACAGUGGAAGGCCAUUGGUCCAGAUGGACAGGCUGUUAUUGUGGGGCAGAGCGAGGAGCUUAUCCUUACAGAGAUGAAACUGGUGGAUGCUGGUCAAUAUGAGUGUGUGGUGAGCAACACCAUUGGAAACAUCACAGCCAGCGUGAACGUCAUUGUUCAAGCUCCCCCAACCAACACCACCAUCACAGUGAGCCCAGCCAGUGAGGUGAAGGAAGGGGAGAGUGUGACGGUGUCCUGCCUGUCGUACGGAGCUCCGGUGGUACGCAUGGUGCUGAGGAGACUGUCUGAGGACCAGGAUGUAGAACUCCAGUCCAGCAACGGUUUCUCCACCUCCUUCACCCUCUCCUCUGCCCUGCUAGCAGACUCUGCUCUCUACCAGUGCCAGGCCUUCAAUGAACACGGCAGUCAGAAGGUCAGCGCCUUGCUCUCUGUUGAAGAGUAUCCCCUGGAGGUGGCGAUGGAUGUGGGGGUGACGGCUGAGAUGGGAUCCAACCUGGUGCUCUCCUGCCGGGCUUGGGGCUGUCCCCAGCCAGUCUUCUACUGGAGGAGCAUGCUGGACAUGCCCGUCCAUAGCCGUGCACACACCCAGGACUCCCUCUCCCAGCUCUACCUGGGCCCACUUGGGCUGAUCAACGAGCAAGCCUACACCUGUGAGGCCAAGUGUGGCUCUGUCAUCAAGGCCAAGCACGCUGAGGUCAAGGUCUUCUCUUUCCCCUCGGACCCUAUCAUCGAGAACACUGGCCCCUUUCUGGAACACGGUGUUGGCAUCUUUUUUUGUUCGGUAGCCAAUGUCUAUCCAGCCAAUCUCCUGCAGAUCCAGUGGCUUGAUGGGGAAAUUGAGCUGGCCUCCGAGAUGGGACAGUAUUCCAGUGAACUCCAGAAUGUGACGUCAACGCUUUCUUUCUCGAUUGGACCGGAGGACCAGGGCAGACAGAUCACCUGCAGAGUCAGUCUUCAGAUGGAUGAAGUCCCUCAGAGUGGGAGAGAGAGGCAGGCAGUGACUGUACUGGAGCUCCACUAUGCCCCCAGGGGAACCACAAUCACAGUGAGCCCAGCCAAUGAGGUGAAGGAAGGGGAGAGCGUGACGGUGUCCUGCCUGUCGGACGGAGUUCCGGUGGGACGUAUGGUGCUGAGGAGACUCUCUGAGGACCAGGAUAUAGAACUCCAAUCCAGCAAUGGCUCCUCCACUUCCUUCACCCUCUCCUCUGCCCUGCUAGCAGACUCUGCUCUCUACCGGUGUGAGGCCUUCAAUGAGCUCGGCAGCCAGCGAGCUAGCACAUACAUUACAGUCAAAGCACCUCCUAGGAACACAACAGUCCUGAUAUAUCCAUCUGCUGAGGUGCAGGAAGGCCAAAAUGUCACCAUCUGCUGUCACUCCGUCAGUUUCCCCCCACCUGCUGUGGUUUUAAGGAAACUGGAUAAUGGCACAGAGCUCUACUCCCCGGAUGGGAACUUCCUGCUGGUUAACCUUACGCCCAAUGAUACAGGCCUAUACCAGGUGAAUGUUACCAAUGACCUGGGUUAUGAGACCGAGAUCUUCAGCAUCAACGUCAUAGAGAAGCACUCCAGUACUUCACCAGACUGGAACCACGUAGUCAUUCCUGCUGUCUGUGUGGGUAUCAUGGUGACCACCACGGGCCUAAUCCUGGACUACCUGAGGAGAGCCAGGAGGAAGGGCUUCUAUGAGCUGGCAAAGUGUAAGCCCGGGUCUGCAUAGACUAGAGGAGUCUAAAACCUUUGGCCCAGAGCCAGAUUGUGGCCCCCACUUGUGCUACCAAAAUGACCAUGUACUGUAUGAGUAUCACAUCAGUGAGUGUUUUGUGGUUCCUCAGGCAAAAUGACUUUUACACUGUGUUCAGAGGCAUACCAAGGGACAGACCUACCUGGAGUGGAGAGGGAACAGACGAGAGAUUCGUCCACUGUCAGGUCUCCAUUGAAGUGCAGAGGACAAGGCCGUAUGACCUUUGGAUGUUACUGGAAGAGGAAAAGAGAAGUACCUUUAAGGAUAUGUGGUCUUCUGGAUGUUUUUCAUUUUUAUUAAACCUAAGCUAGAAGUCAGUCAAAUGUUUAAUAAUCUAACUGUCUGCAACUAACUAUCAUUUGCUCCUUUUUCCACUUCUUGGCAGCUUUCAUUGAACCCAUUGAUGUCUAAGUGUCACAACUAUUGGAUGAAUGCAAUAUGUUUCAUGUUUUUAAACAAAAUUUCAAUUUGCAAUUGGCUGUGAUAAAAAGUUGAAAUGUUUAAUGAGUUAAUUACAAUGCAUUUGAAAUGUACAGUUUAAAUUAACUUUGUUAUAUCAGUAUGGGAAGGUGGUUUCCCAACAAUAGGUGAAGUCGGUAUUGUGGUAAUGUAAUAUAGAGAAGCAAGGUAAACUGUAUUUGCCUCAUAGCUUUUUUUGUAUAUAGGGGAAACAGCGCCACUGUCCGCCCCCACAGCUGUUGUUUUUGUUUUGUUGACGAAGCAGAGCUGGGGAGUGUCGUAGUUACAAAAAAUGCAGUACAUAUGCUGGUGUUCUUUCGCGCGUGCAAUCAUGUCCGCGCCAGGGGAAAAAACAGUGUUUGUUGUUUGCAUUAACUUAUUUGGUUGUUGUAAUAUCGCAAACGGAUGUGGCAAUUUCACCAUUAAGGAUUCCAGCUUUAAUGUGGACACUUACUAGAAGUGUUUGCAUGUGUGCAAUGUGCAUGGAGUAUUUUUGUCCCACACCAUUUUCUUUAUUGCUGUGGGAUAUUAUAGCCGGUUUGGUACGUGAUUAAAGAAGCUGUUGUUUUUAAAUCAAAGCCUAUAUAGAAUGUAUUUGUUAUGUUUAUGACUGUUCAUACUCCUUUGUGUGUUGUGAAUAUGUUGUGCCCUAUUUUUUGUGAAUUUUUUGUGUUUGAAAUGUUUGUAGAGAUGUUCAUUAUUAAAUAUUUAUUUCCAUAACUAAAAGCUGUUCAUUGAAAUAGGAGCUUUGGGUUUGGGGUCUCCUGUUGCAGUGGGGAAAGCCAGGGAACGUUUCAACAAGUAUCAGGGGCUUGUGCUGAAUGCUUUAUUUAUUUUUAUUUGACGGGGCAAGUCAGUUAAGAACAAAUUCUUAUUUACAAUGACCGCCUACCCCAAACCCUGAACUGGACAACGCUGGGUUGUGCGCCGCCUUAUGGAACUCCCAAACAUGGCCAGUUGUGAUACAGCAGGGAUUCAAACCAGGAUCUGGAGUGACACCACUAACACUGAGAUGCAGUGCCUUAGACCGCUGCGCCACUCAGGAUCUUACAAGCUCUUUCCCAACGAUGCAGAGUUUAGAUCCUUUAUGUAGUCUCUUAUCUUAGUCUUCUUAACUCUUAAAAAUUUGAAAUGUUAGCUGUCCCCACUCUGGCUGGAUUCCAAUCGGAAUUACACAUCACUUUGCAAGCCAGUAUAAUACGACUUGCUGGCCUGAUGUGGCCUGCAAAAUGUGAGUUUCAGGCCACUGUAUUAGUGUAAACUAGGCCCUCAAAAUAAGGCCUUAUGAAAUAUGUAUUGUAUCGUCUUAAAUAAUGCAAUGACAGCAUAUUCACUUAGGAUCUCACUUGGGUGAAAGCCACAUGACUGGUUGAUUGGGAUGUUAUAUUCAUAUAUAUUAUAUUGGGCUGAAUCCUGUCAUGAAUCAUACGUUGAGGACAAUAGAAGAUUAGGAAUUUUUGGAAAAUGUACAUCUUGCGUUGCUCUUAUGCCGUAGUCAAAAAGCGUCAUCAAAGUGCUAGCAUCAGUUUUCCCUUUUAGAUCAUAUUGAAUCAGAUUAUUUAGACGCUAGAUCAAGAUUCCUUCUCUGAGACACUUGAUACAUAAGACCCCAAACACAGUAAUGGGUGGUAUCAGAGAGAAAGAAGCGAACCAAGAGGGCUAAAAUUUGUCUGCGUGACAUGGGGAUAUUUUGCCUGAAGGUCAAUGAGAGUGUCGAAUUUGGUCAACAUAAAAUUUUAUUCCCAAUUUGCUAAGUGGGUCUUAUUUGAUCAAAUAGAAGUGUCGUAAUGUUAAGGUUGUUUAGAACAUAAGUGUUUAACAUUGUUUGGGAUAUAUUUGGACGCACAAGGCUUCACGGCAAAUUUCAGAAAAACUAUUUUAUAUCAGAGUUGUGCCUGUUGUUCACGUGCGUCUUCCCUAUUGUUGGCUAGAAUGUUCCUGCCUGCUACCGCCUGUCUUCCACCUUUGCAGACAUUUAAUCGCAUUGUUAAAGUGGUCAGUCCAAUAUCUUGUCAAUAUAUAGAUCAUUUUAACUCUAACAUUUCCUCUAAAUGCACCAUGGGAAAUAUGCAAAUCAGGCUCAACACCCAGAACAACACCCCAAAAACAUCAAAAUAACCAUUAUUGGUUCCAUAAUAUUAUAGAAACAAUAAUGGUUCUUUGGAGCUUUUAAUUUUUGUAUGGUUCUUCAAAUAACCAUCCCAUUUAAAGGGUUAACGGGAAACCUCACCGCUAGACACUAUUUGGAGUGUUUUCCCAGGGUGUUUCAGGCUGGGCCAGACGGAUUACCAGGACGUGUACCGCGAGCAUGUGCUGACCAACUGGCAAGUGUUAUGUCAUAAUUACGUAAAAUUCUGGCAAAUUAGGCGGCCCAAACUGUUGCAUAUACACUGACUCUGCGUGCAAUAAACGCAAGUGACACAAUUUCACCUGGUUAAUAUUGCCUGCUAACCUGGAUUUCUUUUAGCAAAAUGUGCAGGCUUAAAAAUAUAUACUUCUGUGUAUUGAUUUUAAGAAAGGCAUUGAUGUUUAUGGUUAGGUACACAUUGGAGCAACAAAACGCACCACAUCGAUUAUAUGCAACGCAGGACACGCUAGAUAAACUAGUAAUAUCAUCAACCAUGUGUAGUUAACUUGUGAUUAUGAUUGAUUGAUUGAUUGUUUUUUUAUAAGAUAAGUUUAAUGCCAGCUAGCAACUUACCUUGGCUUACUGCAUUCGCGUAACAGGCAGGCUCCUCGUGGAGUGCAAAGUAACUCAGGUGGGUAGAGCGUUGGACUAGUAAGGUUGCAAGAUUGAAUCACCCGAGCUGACAAGGUUAAAAUCUGUCGUUCUGCCCCUGAACGAGGCAGUUAACCCACCGUUCCUAGGCCAUCAUUGAAAAUAAGAAUGUUUUCUUAACUGACUUCCCUAGUUAAAUAAAGAUUAAAUAAAGGUGUAAGAAAAAAAUAAUAAUAUCGGCCAAAUCGGUGUCCAAAAUUACCCUACCCCUGCACAUUGACUCGGUACCGGUUCCCCCUGUAUAUAGCCACUUUGUUAUUUUAUUGUGUUACUUUAGUUUAUUUAGCACAUAUUUUCAUACUCUGAAUUGUUGGUUAAGGGCUUAUAAAUUUCACCGUAAGGUCUACAACUGUUGCACGCCCAAUUUUGCACACCCAAUUUUUUGCACGCCCAAUUUUUCAGUUUUUGAUAUGUUAAAAAAGUUUGAAAUAUCCAAUAAAUGUCGUUCCACUUCA
This is a messenger RNA of Oncorhynchus masou masou (cherry salmon), 6510 nucleotides long. RefSeq names its product vascular cell adhesion protein 1-like. Bases 373 to 2793 code for a protein of 806 amino acids. Gene Ontology annotation, molecular function: integrin binding. Gene Ontology annotation, biological process: cell-cell adhesion. The record is from RefSeq and is a predicted model, not a curated record. The transcript is spliced from 10 exons. Gene Ontology annotation, cellular component: plasma membrane. Lineage: Eukaryota; Metazoa; Chordata; Actinopteri; Salmoniformes; Salmonidae.